Messenger RNA from Notothenia coriiceps (black rockcod), 4932 nucleotides. It is a transcript of the gene sh3pxd2b, whose product is annotated as SH3 and PX domains 2B. The transcript is spliced from 15 exons. Gene Ontology annotation, cellular component: cytoplasm. Gene Ontology annotation, molecular function: superoxide-generating NADPH oxidase activator activity; protein binding; phosphatidylinositol binding. The record is from RefSeq and is a predicted model, not a curated record. NCBI's taxonomy places the organism in Eukaryota, Metazoa, Chordata, Actinopteri, Perciformes, Nototheniidae. Gene Ontology annotation, biological process: superoxide anion generation. Bases 301 to 3108 code for a protein of 935 amino acids.
UAGGCUGGGAGUUUGGUCGGAGCCGUCAGCGGGACGGGACAAGGCACAAGAAGGGGGGCAAACGAAGAACCGACCGACUAUUAACUUCUGCCUUCUCAGCGGCUGAAUGUUGGACAGUACAUUUGACGUAGACAGCUUUACGGAAAAUACCAUUUGUUGCAUUCAGAGGUCCGGGUCUGAGCGGCGCGGAUGACAAAGAAGCGUCCCCGUGCAAACUUUCUCAACCGGGUGUGAUCGCUGUUAAAACCCAACCGGGAAUUCUGUUUUUCUUUUUAUCGGAGGAGUAAAGAAGAGGACAUCAUGCCUAGGCGCACCGUGCAAGAAGUAACAGUGCAAGAUGUCCAGAAAAGGAGAAAUCCGAACAAACACUACGUUUACAUCAUCAAAGUGUCCUGGAGCGAUGGCAGUACAGAAAGCAUUUUCAGACGCUACAGCAAGUUCUUUGACCUCCAGAUGGAAUUGCUGGACAAAUUCCCGGUGGAAGGAGGCCAAAAAGACCCUAAGCGCAGGAUCAUUCCAUUCCUACCAGGGAAGAUCCUGUUUAGGAGGAGCCAUAUCAGAGAUGUGGCCAUGAAAAGGCUAAGGCCCAUCAACGAGUACUGCAGGGCCCUCAUUCAGCUUCCAGUGUACAUCUCCCAGUGCGAAGAGGUCAGAGUGUUCUUCGAAACUAGACCUGAAGAUAUCAACCCACCCAAGGAGGAACCCAUUAGCAAGAAGAAAUCAGGGAUUGUGGAGAGAGCGACUGCUUUCCUAAACCGAGGAGAUUCCUCCGCAGCAGACCCUCUCCUCCUCGACCAGUAUGUGGCAGUCACAGACUAUGAGAAGCAGGAGAGCUCUGAGGUCAGCCUGCAUGUGGGUCAGGUGGUCGAGGUCAUUGAAAAAAAUGAGUCUGGCUGGUGGUUUAUCAGCUCCGAUGAUGCCCAGGGCUGGGUCCCUGCUACUUGUCUUGAGGCUCAGGAUGACCCUGAUGACUUCACUAUUCCAGGGGAAGAAGUGCCCCGGAGAUUCUGGUCACUGCCGAGUCACAUGGGUCGUCGCAGGACAUUAGGGGAUCUAUUCGGCACUGGUUUUGGGCAAGAUGAGAAGUAUACAGUGAUUUACCAGUACUCGGCCAGGGACCAAGAUGAGAUCGACCUGGAGAGAGGCAUGAUUGUCGAGGUGAUUCAAAAGAACCUGGAGGGCUGGUGGAAGAUCAGGUAUCAGGGUCUUGAGGGCUGGGCCCCGGCCUCCUACCUGAAGAAGACCGACCUCCAGGGCCAGAAGCAGACAGCGGGCGCUGCUGCUCAUGCCAGCACCAAUGACUUAGAUGGGCUUUCUAAGCAGAACCAACAAAACAAUGCAGCCAAAGAGAACCAAGACAACAGCCAAAAAGAAAACAGACUGUCCUUUUUUUCUGAGAACAAGCUCAAAGUGGGAUUAAGACACCGACCUCCUCCACGCAGAGAUCUUACUAUUCCACGUGGUACAAACCUCCCCAAGCCACCGGUUGCUCCCCUGGUUGAGGAAGAGUUCUACACCAUAGCAGACUUCCAAACCACAAUCCCUGAUGGUAUAAGCUUCCAAGCUGGAAACAAAGUUGAGGUGAUAGAGAAGAAUAAUGGUGGUUGGUGGUACAUCCAGAUUGAUGACAAAGAGGGCUGGGCCCCUGCCACCUUUAUCGACAAGUACAAGAAGACCAGCAAUGCGGUGCGCCCUAACUUCCUUGCCCCUCUGCCCAAUGAGAUGGAGAAGCUGAGACUGGAAAAUGGUGGUUCUUCAAAUGUUUCAGGCACAGAUGACAGCUGGUCCAAGCCUUUACCAGAUGAGCCAACCACUGCCCCUGAUUCCUGUGCCCGGCCUAAGCUGAGAGAUUGGAAGGCCAGUGCCAGCAAGGUUCCCCCUACCCUUGCUGGGCUUUUACCUCCAGCCCCAUCAGCCCCUCCAGCUGAAGAGAAACCAGCUCUGCCUCCUCGAAGGGAGUCCAUUAAUAAGAGCUUUGAUUUGGAGGUAUCAGAGAAACCGAGGCCUGAUCUUUCCAAACCUUUGCCUCCAAAACCCCCAGCUCCUGGGGUCAUCAUGCCGCUGGUUCCACCCAAAGCAUCCCCCUUCAAACCGGACAAACCACCUGAGAACAAGAAAGAAGAUAAGAGCAAAGUACUUCACCUCCGGAAUGAGAUGGGUCUUGAAUGUGGACACAAGAUCUCUGCCAAGGAGGUGAAGAAGUUUAAUCUGAAACCCGUACCUAAGCAGCCGCCAAAACCCAAAGUAGAAGCACAGGAGGAGAAACCAGAUGCAGCCGGCCCCGCAGUGUUUAUGAAACCGAAGCCAUCGAUCCGACCUAAACCGGUUCCAGCUGCCAAGCCAGAUCCUCCGGCAGAAAACAAACUGGACAUCACUAACCUGAGAAGCAAACUGAGGCCUUCAAAACCUGCAGAUCCCAGCUCCGAGGCAAACUCUCAGAAUGGUGCCACAACAGCAGAAAAAAGUUCCCAUCCCUCUGCACCCCCUAGCUCUCCUCCCCAUCAUAUCCCUACUCUCAGCAAUGGUAAGCAUUGCGACGAGCCAAAACUCCCCCCAAAACACAUAAAUGGUCACAGUCUGGAGAUCUCCCCUCCUCCGGCAAAACCAGCAGUGCCUCCCCACAAGGAACCCCCACAGAGACCCCCCAAUAUGCUUCCAAGGAGACCUCCACCUCCAAAGAAGACAGACCCGUCAAGCCCGACCGAGUCCAAGCCUCCACCUGCUCUAAGAGAAAUCCAGGACUAUCCCAAAGGCCCCCCACCCAGCCUCAGCAGACCCCCUCCACCUAAACCAAAGGGGUUUAUGCCGCCACCUCCUAAUAAAGAUAAAGAAGGGCCCAAAUGUAAUAAAGUCCCGGUUCCUCCCAAGCCUCAGUUGAAGCCCGGCCCCCCCAAGGACAAGCUUCCACCGUUACUUAUGGAGCCCAGUAAGGAUGAGCUGUAUUUAGCGGUGGCAGACUUUGAAGGGGAUGACCAAACAUCCAGCUUCAAGGUGGGUACGGUGUUUGAAGUGAUGGAGAAAAACAGCAGCGGCUGGUGGUUCUGUAAGAAUGUAGGACAGGAAGUCGAGACCUGGAUCCCCUCGAACUACCUGAGCAAGAAACCUUAGUGCGAUGUGCUCUCAAAUCCAUGACCACAUGAUUAAACAAACAAACAAAAUAUCACUACUUUGUAGCUAAUAGGCAUUUUUUAUUUAUAGGUACCUUUUUUUUUUUUACAACUGUUUUAAGUGACAUUUGUUUCAUUUUGAUAAAAAAACAUUACUCAAACAGAACCAGCAAUAACACUUGACCUUGUUGUGUCCUAUGAUGUUUACGUUCUUUGGUUUUUAUCUCAAUUUUACAUGUAAGAAGUGUUUUGCUUUUGUUGCAGUAUUCUAGUCCCAGCCUGUGUCAGUGUUGCUUUUACUUAGGCGAGACUCUAGAAUAGGGAUCCUAACACAGAAAUAAAGCAGAUAAUGUAUCUUUACCCAUGCCUUCGAUGAUAUCGUGCCUCUAUAAUAUUAUAUGCAAAGUGCUUCAGUGCUUAUUAGACUGUAUGCAACUGUAGACAUAGUCCUUGUUGUUUGACAAAAAUAUCGAACUUUUACAUCACAGGAGAAAAUGCUAGGUGUUCAAAUCCAGCUGUAGACAAAAAAGAUCUAUGAGACAAAGAUUGCACAUGAACUCACUGGGGGAGUUCCACGACUACAUUUGGGCUUUUUAGUGCUAUCAGAAAUGACAAACAGACAUUGUUGCCGAGUAGAAUACUGUUUGUUAUACUAGAAAACAUGCAUAUAAGGUUUUCUGCUAAUGUAUUGCUUUAUUUUGUUGGCUGCAUAAUUGUGGUUGCAGUGACUUGUAACAGAUGUGCACUUUUUCCGUCAUUUCACACAAAACCAUUUUGAGGUUUGCACACGCUGAACGAAGGGGAGGAAUUCCACAGUGCAUUUUAUUUGACAUGUUAUUAGCUAUGUUUUUUUAUACUCACUGUAACACAUAUUCACCCAUGUAAAGAUGAGGCUAGAGCAAACAAACUAAAACGUUUCAAAGAAUCUCUGUGUGAACGUAUUUGACCACAAUCAUGUUAUAUUACACCCAAAAAAAAGAAGUGUGAAAUGGGACUUAAAGAGCACAUCUGCAAAUCUGUAUCAGAUGUCUGACUUAAGAAAUUGGUGACCUACAGUGAUUUGUGCAAUGAUUUACAAUAUUGUAAGUGUUAAGUCUUACUUUAACCGAAGUCUGGUGCUAAAAUAACAGCAAAGAAUGACCAUUGUAUAAAAAUAAUGUUUGACAUUAAUGCUUGACUGGUAUCAAGCAUGGUCAGUAUAGCUAAAUAUUUUUUAUUGUACAGAAAUGAAAGGCAUAUCUUAGCUGUUGUCACUUUUUCUUUGAUGGUCAUUCUGUCAUCUAUUUGACUCUGUACUGAGGAAGAGGAAGAAAGAGCCAAGAAGGAAUUGAGUUGUUGGAAUUAUGGGAUUUGCUAAUAAGAGGAGUUAUAAAGAGCAGUGUCGUUUUUGUUGAAAGUAACCUAAAGAAUUAUGUGAACUGGAUGCUCAUUUCUCACCAGGUUGUCGAGAAAUGAUUGUCUACAUACAUUGUGUUAGGUUUGCUAAAUAAAUAAGCAAAAUUGGAACAUAAAAAACAAGUUAAUCGUUUGCUAAACAAUCAGACAAGGCUACAAGCUGUAACACCGCUUUUAGUCGCUAUAAUGUUGUCACCUUACGUUCGUGUUUAAUACAGAAAAAUGCUGAAGGGACCCAGACAGAACAUUUUAUUCUCGGGGGUUAUUUCACGAGGACAAAAGGCAGGUACAGAACGGGGUAAGAAAUGUGUAUGGGUUGAUGGUGUCAUCAUUUCAGUAUUGUAAUCAUAUAUACUUUUUUUGCUAUGUACUUUUCAUUACAUAAAGUCUCAUGUUGCUUAAGUCAAUAAAAGUUUCAGAUUUUUCAAUC